GUGAUUUGUCAUAUUAUAAAGAAUUACUCUUCUAUACCCGAAAUCUUUAAUGGCAUCAUCUCUUUUGCCUGCUCCAUUUCUUCCCCUGAUCAUCGCAAUUCUUGUUUCAGUACUUCACAAAAAGCCAUCUUUUUUUAAUUUUUUUUUUCUUUUUUUUAACAUAAACUGUUAAUCUGUCAUCAGUCACUAAAACUUUACAUUUCAACAAUUUUGGUUUGCUGGGCAAUUUAGUACUUUGAUUGUUUUUUGGUCUUUUAUCUUAUUAGGUUGCAGGAAAAGAGAUUGAGUAUGGUGAGAAAUACCCAAUUGUGGUGAGUACAUGGCCGUUUGUGGAAGCUGUUAGAGCUGCUUGGAGAGUUGUUGAUGGAGGGUUUCCAGCUCUUGAUGCUGUUGUUGAAGGUUGUUCUGCUUGUGAAGAACUCAGAUGUGAUGGUACAGUUGGACCUGGUGGUAGUCCUGAUGAGAACGGAGAAACAACUCUAGAUGCUUUGAUUAUGAACGGGCUUCUAAAGCAUUGCAUAGGCAACAAUGGAGAUCGGUGCUGUCGCUGCCAUGAGGUACGUGAAAGAUGGAAUCCGAGCUGCAAGAUUAGUUAUGCAAUACACUGAACAUACUUUGCUUGUUGGAGAGAAAGCGUCGUUGUUCGCUAUUUCAAUGGGUCUUCCCGGACCUAUGAACCUUAGUUCGGAGGAAUCACUACACAAAUGGAAUAAGUGGAAAGAGAAUGACUGUCAACCUAAUUUUCGAAAGAAUGUUUCUCCUUCAAACAGCUGCGGUCCUUAUCAUCCGAACAUAAAUUCAGAUUUCAGUGACACAUCUUGUUCUAGUCUGAAUCACAUGGGAACUACUAUUAGGAAAAUAUUGCCUGUUAACAUCUUCAACCAUGACACAAUUUCGAUGGCUGUUGUUGAUAAAGUGGGACAUGUAGCAGUUGGUACAUCUACGAAUGGAGCAACUUCUAAGAUCCCUGGCAGGGUUGGUGAUGGUCCUAUUCCGGGGUCUUCAGCAUAUGCCGAUGAUGAAGUUGGUGCAUGUGGUGCAACAGGAGAUGGUGAUAUUAUGAUGCGCUUCCUUCCAUGCUACCAAGUGAUCGAGAGCAUGCGACGAGGAAUGCAACCUAAGAUUGCUGCUGAGGACGCAAUAUCUAGAAUCGCUAUAAAGUUUCCCAACUUUAUUGGAGCUGUUUUUGCUGUAAGCAAGAAUGGCUUACAUGCGGGUGCAUGCCAUGGGUGGACAUUUCAGUACUCUGUUCGAGUUCCAAGCAUGGAGGAUGUUGAAGUAUUCACUGUCACUCCUCAGACAGCUAGCCCUCAUGUUCCUUAGCGAGGCUCUAAAUUCUUGCAGUUCUCGAGUUCUUCAUAAGCGGCCCUAUUCUUUCCGUUUUUAGUAUAUAGUCAGGUCGUUUGCUAUAUGCGAUGAAUAUUUGGUUGAACGAAAAUUGAAUGUGGAUGGCUAGGAAGUUGGCAUUGUAACUCAUGUAAAUAAGUAAUGCAGAUGCAUUUCUGUAAUUCAGUGCAUUAUCAAAUCAUCAUUUCUUCAAUGAGUAAUGCAGAUGGCCGAUGGGUUGUGUUAUGAAUAGUAGUAUACUAAUGUGAUUAUGGGAGUAUACUAUUGCGUGACUUGAGUGCACUUUAAUGGGAUGAAUUCAUGAGUGUGACUCUUGAGUUGUGGAAUCCAAAAGGGUGUAAUAAGGUGAAGAGUAUUCAUGGGAAUUAUUGGUGUUAAUGAAGAUUAAGGUGAAGAGUCUCAUGUGUGUGACUCUUGAGAUAAUGCCUUUUCAAGUUCUUAGAGUUAUUUCAUAGUAUUCAUUACCCUAAAUUAACUAUGUAUUUAUGUGAGCCAUUCAUUUUCAAGUACCUAGCACUAUAAAUAGGGCUCUCAUACCCACACUUCAAGUAUGCAAAACACAUCAAACACAACCCUUAAGCCAAACACAUAGCCUAUUGUUGUUAUCUCUAUCUCAAUUGUAAUUCUUCAUAUUGAAGUGUUGUUUGUAUUCAUUUGAUAUAAUAUAAACAUAAACUACACACCACGGAGG
Amaranthus tricolor (Joseph's coat) is the source of this 2038-nucleotide messenger RNA. RefSeq names its product probable isoaspartyl peptidase/L-asparaginase 3. Gene Ontology annotation, molecular function: N4-(beta-N-acetylglucosaminyl)-L-asparaginase activity. The transcript has 6 exons. Bases 529 to 1323 code for a protein of 264 amino acids. The record is from RefSeq and is a predicted model, not a curated record. Lineage: Eukaryota; Viridiplantae; Streptophyta; Magnoliopsida; Caryophyllales; Amaranthaceae. Gene Ontology annotation, biological process: protein deglycosylation.